AGUAUUUCUGAGCACACUGUCUAAAAUUACCAUGGGGCUUUCAUCAUUCCCAGCGAGGAGCAAAGCCUAGUCUCCGGUGAGCGUCUUACAAGGGAAAAGGGAGCCAAUCUAUCGGCGUGAUGGAGAAUGACACAAUAGAGGAAUUUGACGCUAUUGGACAAGAUGACAUCUAUACUUGUUUGGCUAAAGCAGAAGAUCAGCUUGAACCCAUAGAAGAAGAAACUGAGCCUGAGGAAGAGGGCGACCUAAGUUUCUAUCCCACAGAUCUCUAUGACUCACAGAGCAGAGUAGGAAUCUUUCCAGAAAAAGGAAACGAGGAGCAAGAAGAGCAACAACAAGAUGAAGAGCAACAACAAGAUGAAGUGCAACAACAAGAUGAAGUGUAUGAAGGGACUUCUGCUCCUGAACAGAUCCAGACAGAAAGUGAAAUAGAAGAACUGGCAAGGCUGUAUGGAUUGUCCGAGGAUAAUGACAAAGACUCAGUAGUAGAUCCAUUGCUAUUAGUGCCAUUAUCCAAAUAUACCCCAACACAACACAAUGUUGAAAGUACAGAAGAACCCCUAAUAUUACCCAAACAAAGUAAACUAAGUGAAAUCCAUCCUGAUGAAGACAAGCCCUCUAGACUGCCAGAUUUAUCAAAGAGUGAACAAUUCAAAACUGACAGACUUGAGCCUAAUGGUGAAGGUGUGCAUCCUAAAGAAAAAGGAGAAGGCCUUGAAGUCAAACCUUCCCCCCAUAAUGAUCACCAGAUAGAUGAAACGCCACAGCUGCAAAGCCAAACUCCAAAAAGUGAAGAAGAACCCACUGAGCCUACAAACACUAACCAAGAAAACGAUGUUCAAGGUUCAUGUUCUGAGGAGACCCAAAGUUCUUCCACUGAUAGUAAGGAAACUGAGGAACCUCCGGACAUAUUCUGUCUUGAAUGUAAAGUCCCUAUUAGAGCUUUUGACAAGCUUUUUGGUAUACACAAAGACCACAGUGUCAAAGAAAUAACAUCUGCUGUAGAAGACAUCAAGGAAGAUAUUCACAAAAACAUGUGCAAACUGGAAGACCAGAUUACUCAAAUGGAGAACUUUGCCGGUCAUCUGGAAGAGAUAUAUAUCACAAUCGAGGAGAAUUUUGGGCGACAAGAACAGAACUGUGAGAUGCAUUAUGCAGAAGUAAUGGAUUCAAUUGCAUCCAAGCAUGAAGAUAAGUUACAGGUUCUGGCAGAUGAAAAGAAACAGAAGUUGGAGUCGUUAUUUGAGCAGUUAGUCGAAUGUGGAAAAAGUCUUGACACCUCGAAAGAUUUAAUGGAGGCUACACAGAAAUGUUUUAAAGAGAACGACAAGGUCGCAUUUGUGAAGGCUGCACUUGACACAACCAACAGACUCAACAAAUACUUUAGCAGGGACAUCAAUUUAAAUAUUUCUACGGAUGCGGAAUUUGAAAACAAUAACUUCGAUUUUUCUGAAGUGGAAAAGCUUUUAGAUUCUAUAAAUACGCUUCCAGUGCCUUCAGCUCCCGUAAUUAACCCUCAAGCACCUAACUCUGCCACAGCAACAUCUCUCCGUGUAUGCUGGAGUCUUUUCUCAGAAGAUACAGUAGAACAUUACCACCUCUUCUAUAAGCCAGUAUCUGAUGUUGCUCCAGGGGAGGAUCGGCAAGAAUUUAAGAUAAAAUCCAAAGAAACAUAUUGUACAGUAAUGAACCUGAUGCCGAACACACAGUAUGAAUUCUGGGUUAUUGCAAUAAAUGCCAGUGGAGAGAGUCCAGCAAGUGAAAAUGCAGUGUAUGUGACAGCUCCGGCUCCUCCCAUUAUUAAAAGGCGAGAAUGCCUGAGUUGUGAGAAUGCAGCUUUUAUUUGUUGGGAAUCGGGGAACAUUAAUCCAGUAGAAUCAUACACUGUGGAAAUACAGAAAACAGAAAUUGAGAUCCAAGACAAUUCGGUUUCAGAGUGUAUUGUUGGAAUUCCCAUCUGUGAAUCCCUCAUCCAUCUGAAGCCGAGUGAGACGUAUCACAUCAGUGUCAGAGCUGUGAAUGUGGGGGGGCCGAGCGAGAGCAGCAAGUCUGUUCCCAUUCAUACUACAGGUACAUUUUUCUAUCUUAAUGAAGAAACUGCUCAUCCACUGCUCUCUAUUUCUGAUAAUGGAUCCACAAUUUCUUGUGAAGAGGAGGAAAGUCUGGAGGAUUUACCUUAUCAAUGCAAUAAUUUCUCAAGAUGUAUUGCUGUCCUGGGAACCCUCAUACCCUUCAAAGGAAGACAUUACUGGGAGGUGGAGGUGGAUGAGAGCACAGAGUACAGGCUUGGAGUUGCCUAUGAAGACACAAACAGAAGUGGAAUGCUUGGAGCGAACAAUAGUUCCUGGUGUCUGAGGCACAUCUGUACACGAACACGGCACAGAUACGAGUUCCUGCACUGUGGAGUGUCCCCGGACGUUCGGAUAUCAAUACCACUGACAAGAAUUGGAAUCCUGCUGGAUUAUGACUAUGACAUGUUGUCCUUUUUCAAUAUGAACAUUCACCAGCACUUAUACACGUUCGAAUGCCACUUUCAGCAUCUAGUGCAUCCAUGUUUUGCGCUGGAAAAACGAGGACGAUUGAAGAUACAUAAUGGUAUUGCAGUACCCCCUUCACUGAUUUUGUCCUAAGAAGAGUAUAUAGUAAUUGAUAUAAAAUCAUCUCUCCCAGAUCCUGGAGAAUUAUGUAUAUACAGCAAUGUGGCUAAAAAAGUAACUGGAGAAGUCCCCAUCGCUUUCAAUAUUGUAGAUCGGAUAUUAAGCUCACAGAGAAAAGUGGACUAUUGUAAAAAAAUAAAUGU
Molecule: messenger RNA, 2800 nt
Organism: Rana temporaria (common frog)
Lineage: Eukaryota; Metazoa; Chordata; Amphibia; Anura; Ranidae
Gene: FSD2
Product: fibronectin type III and SPRY domain containing 2
Exons: 13
Coding region: 120-2630 (836 amino acids)
Molecular function (GO): protein binding
Source: RefSeq, a predicted model, not a curated record